Aspergillus melleus is the source of this 1482-nucleotide messenger RNA. RefSeq names its product ammonium transporter (gene MEP1). The transcript is spliced from 3 exons. Gene Ontology annotation, molecular function: ammonium channel activity. Bases 1 to 1482 code for a protein of 493 amino acids. Gene Ontology annotation, cellular component: plasma membrane. Gene Ontology annotation, biological process: ammonium transmembrane transport. The record is from RefSeq and is a predicted model, not a curated record. Lineage: Eukaryota; Fungi; Ascomycota; Eurotiomycetes; Eurotiales; Aspergillaceae.
AUGGUCAUGGUCAUGAUUCCCGGUCUCGGCUUCCUCUACUCCGGCCUUGCUCGUCGAAAAUCGGCAUUGAGUAUGAUCUGGGCCUGUAUGGCGUCUUUGUCCGUCGUUACGUUUCAAUGGUACUUCUGGGGCUACUCGCUUGCUUUCUCGCCAACCGCCACCAACGGAUUCAUCGGUAACCUUCGCAACUUCGGCUUGAUGAAGACUAUGGCCGACCCAAGUCCCGGCUCCCCUCUGGUUCCAAACCUUCUUUACGCGUUCUAUCAAAUGCAAUUCUGCGGAGUCACGGCUGCUAUCAUCAUGGGAGCGGUUGCAGAACGUGGUCGCCUGCUCCCCGCGAUGGUGUUUGUUUUCAUCUGGGCGACAAUCGUCUACUGUCCUCUCGCCUGCUGGACAUGGAAUGUGAACGGAUGGGCGGCCAAGUACGGGGUGUUGGAUUAUGCCGGCGGUGGGCCCGUCGAAAUCGGUUCCGGUAUGUCUGCCCUCGCCUAUUCAAUGGUGCUGGGCCGUCGCCAGGAACGCAUGAUGUUGAACUUCCGUCCUCAUAACGUCUCCUUGAUUCUCCUGGGAACCGUUUUCCUCUGGUUUGGCUGGCUUGGAUUUAACGGCGGUUCGGCCUUUGGUGCCAACCUCCGUGCCGCUAUGGCUUGCUGGAACACCAAUUUGACUGCAGCUUUCGCGGCCAUCAGCUGGGUGGUCCUUGAUUGGCGUCUGGCGAGAAAAUGGUCUAUGGUCGGCUGGUGUUCCGGUACCAUUUCCGGUCUGGUCGCUGCCACUCCGGCUUCUGGUUUCAUCACCCCUUGGGCUAGUGUGAUCCUAGGUAUCGUGACUGGAAUUGUGUGCAAUUAUGCUACCAAGGUGAAAUACUGGAUCCGGAUCGAUGAUUCUAUGGAUGUUUUCGCUGAGCACGGUGUCGCCGGUAUCGUCGGUCUCAUUUUCAACGCCCUCUUCGCGGACGAUGCUAUCGUUGGACUGGAUGGAGUGAACACCGGCAGCGGAAUGGGUGGAUGGUUAAUCCACAACUACAAGCAACUCUACAUCCAAAUCGCCUUCAUCGUCGCCGCCUGCGCUUACACCUUCGUCGUCUCUGCUAUCAUCGCGUAUGCCAUCAACGCCAUCCCCGGUCUACAACUCCGUGCAUCCGAAGAGGCCGAGCUGCUGGGUAUGGAUGACGACCAACUCGGUGAAUUCGCCUACGACUACGUCGAGGUCCGCCGUGAUUACCUGGCCUGGACCCCCCAGAAACACGACCAACUCGAAGACGGACACCAAAUCCCUGCCGCUGCGCGGUACGGAAUUGGCGAGCACAGCGAAAUGAUGUUGGACGGCCACCCGCCCAUCGGAAUCGACAGCCGCGGCUGCAGCGAGGGCGAUUCCGGCAUCCAGGAAAUCAAGAUCGCCCCGGCUCCACGACAGGUAGCUGAGCACCACCCAGCCGACGAAGGGGCUGAACUGCCCAGGUCGGAUGAGAAAGCUCAGUGA